Messenger RNA from Hevea brasiliensis (rubber tree), 933 nucleotides. RefSeq lists its product as uncharacterized. NCBI's taxonomy places the organism in Eukaryota, Viridiplantae, Streptophyta, Magnoliopsida, Malpighiales, Euphorbiaceae. Gene Ontology annotation, cellular component: mitochondrion. The record is from RefSeq and is a predicted model, not a curated record.
GAUUCUUCAACACUUUCAAAUUUAAGGACGAGUUUUAAAUUGAGGAGAACAAUAUGCAAAUUGUUGACAUAAUAUUAUUGAGCCAUUGUAAGUUAUUUUAACUUGAGGAUAUCCCAUUUGGGUGUUUGGGCUUUGCCCUGUCAACGAACUCCAACUCCAAAACAACCUAGGGGCUACUUGGCGCUGAAGCCCUUGUCUAAAAAUCCCAAACCCCUAAAGUACCCUAACCGAAAACCAAAAUCCUCAGACUCAAAUAGCCAAUCAAAUGGCAGGAGGCCGAUUCAGAGAACUCCUAAGAAAGUACGGCAAAGUAGCUUUAGGUGUCCACUUCUCCGUCUCUACAGCCUAUAGUGGCCUCUACAUCGCCAUCAGAAAUAACGUCGACGUCGAGUCGCUUUUCGACAAGUGGCAUCUUCCCGGAAUCUCUACCAAGGAUUCCAAUCACUCCAACCCACCAUCCCAACAACAACAAGAAGUUAAAUCCGACGAUGGGCUUGUUACUGAAGAGAGAGAAAAAUCGACGUCUGUAGAGGAGGAGGUGAAGAAGAGGAAUCGGACGGCUGAGCUUGCUUCAUCCGCUGGUGGAGCCCUUGCUCUGGCUGUGUUGUGUAACAAGGCACUAUUCCCAAUACGGGUUCCCAUAACAAUCGCUCUUACGCCUCCGGUGGCUAGGUUCUUGGCUAGGAGAGGGAUUAUCAAGAAGGGUCUAUGAUUUUGCUUGUUUAUUUGGAUUUUUUUAAAACCCCCCGUUUGGGUAACACAAGUUUUUCUUUUUUCUUUUUGGGUUGGCUUCUCUUGGAUCUGUAAAUGCUAAAUGAAACAGAGAGGGAUACAGGAAAUAGGAUCAUGUGGCUAAAUGUGGUAUAGUUCUUGGUCGAUAUUGGUUUAUGAUCUCAAAUGGCACCAAUAAAUAAUAUAGAUUUAUCGUCUUAA